Cervus elaphus (red deer) is the source of this 1294-nucleotide messenger RNA. Its product is annotated as lipocalin-1-like. The transcript has 9 exons. NCBI's taxonomy places the organism in Eukaryota, Metazoa, Chordata, Mammalia, Artiodactyla, Cervidae. Gene Ontology annotation, molecular function: small molecule binding. The coding region runs from base 1 to 747 and encodes 248 amino acids. The record is from RefSeq and is a predicted model, not a curated record.
AUGGCUUCCGCUGACUCAGAGCCCGGCUGGGGCGAGGAGGGGCCUCGUGGGAGCACCGCGGGUCUGAGGCAGUGCCGGCACGUGGAGCGUCGUCACCCGGCCGCCUUGGGUGAGGACCUGGGCAUCCGCCCUGGCAGCCCCUGCGGCCCAGGGGAGACGCCCGAGCCCCCGCUUGUUUGUGGGGCUCUCUGUGGACUCUGGCUGGACGCUUUGCGACGCCAGGAGAUGAGGGCCCUGCUCCUGACCCUCGGCCUCGUUGCCUCCCUGCAGGCCCAGGUCGCCCCAGUCCUGGACAGCUCGACUGAGGACGUGUCAGGAAAGUGGUAUCUGAAGGCCGUGACCACAGACCAGGACGUUCUCGGGAAGGAUCAGGAGUCGGUGCUGGCCAUGACCUUCAGCGUCCUGGAGCGGGGCGACCUGGAGGCCAAAGUCACCUCGCAGGCUGACGGUCGGUGCCAGGAGGCGAGCCUGCUCCUGGAGAAGACCGACGAUCCCGGCAGGUACACGGCCUACGGGGGCAGGCGUGAGGUGUUCAUCUUACCGUUGCGGGCGCGAGACCACUUCAUCCUAUACUGUGAGGGCGAGCUGGCUGGGCGGCAGGUCCGCAUGGCGAGGCUUCUGGGAAGAAACCUGGAGAACAGCCCGGAGGCCUUGGUGGAAUUCACGGAGUUCGCAGAAGCCCAAAGUUUGAACCUGGAGAUCUUCAGGCCCCUGCAGAGCGAAACUUGCUCUCCCGGAGGAAACUAGGGUGUGAAGUCCCUCCUCACCCCCCUGUAUCACCGUGACUCUGAUUCCCAAAGAGCUGCUUAGAAGGGUCGGAGCUGGGGUGCCCCACGCAGAAAGCUCCGACCCCCGGGUCCCUCACCGGCGGCAGGUGCCUUGGGAGGGUGGCGUUUCAGCAGCGGGCCCAAGGUUACCUGCCCAGGUGUGAGCAGAGUCAGAGUCCAGAACAUUGUCACAUUGCCCUCACUGGCCUGAAGUCACGUCGUCACACCUUCACACGUGGGCUUGGAGGCCUGAAGACAACCUUGUGGAAGGACCCCUUUACUUGCCCAGGGCUCCCUGAGGGCCCCACACCCCCCGCUGCCUCACUCGGAGCAUGCUGCCCCUCCCCCGUCCUGGCAUCAUGACCCGCCCCCUCCUCUGCAGGGCAGGGGGCACCGAGGGGCCACGGCAGCCCCCGGGCAGCACCUUCAGGAGCGUCCACCCUGCAGGACGUGGAGGGAGCCCUGUCCCUGGGGCACGGGCCGCUGCACCCCCUCCCUCGCAGCUCCCCACCCAUCUCCUGGCUUCA